Parastagonospora nodorum SN15 is the source of this 1304-nucleotide messenger RNA. RefSeq lists its product as hypothetical. The coding region runs from base 28 to 855 and encodes 275 amino acids. The record is from RefSeq and is a predicted model, not a curated record. Gene Ontology annotation, biological process: ergosterol biosynthetic process; fatty acid beta-oxidation. NCBI's taxonomy places the organism in Eukaryota, Fungi, Ascomycota, Dothideomycetes, Pleosporales, Phaeosphaeriaceae. Gene Ontology annotation, molecular function: acetyl-CoA C-acetyltransferase activity. The transcript has 5 exons.
UUUCACACUCAAUCCAAGACACCCAACAUGUCGUCUCUUCCUCCCGUCUACAUUGUCUCAGCUGCCCGCACGCCUACGGGCAUGUUCUUGGGCUCCCUCUCGAGCUUGAGUGCUAUUCAGCUGGGUUCCCACGCCAUCAAGGCUGCUGUCGAGCGCGCUGGUCUCAAGCCUGAGGAUGUCGAGGAAGUCUUUGUUGGCAAUGUCCUCUCUGCAGGCCUCGGCCAAAACCCUGCCCGCCAGUGUGCAAUUGGUGCCGGCCUCCCCGAGUCUACCGUCUCCACCACCAUCAACAAGGUGUGCGCCUCUUCGAUCAAGUCGCUGAUCCUUGGUGCGCAAACCAUUAUUACCGGAAAUGCCGACAUCGUCGUCGCCGCCGGUACCGAGAGCAUGUCGAACACCCCUCACUAUCUCCCCAACCUAAGGACCGGCGCUAAGUUCGGAGACCAGCCGCUAGUCGAUGGUGUGCUGAAGGACGGUCUUACCGACGCAUACAAGAAGGAGCAUAUGGGUCUUCAGGGCGAGGAGUGCGCCGACGACCACGGCUUCAACCGCGAGCAGCAGGACGAGUACUGCAUCCGUUCAUACAAGAAGGCAAUCGCUGCCACUGAGGCUGGCUGGUUCACCUCGGAAAUUGCACCCAUUGAGGUUCCCCAGGGACGCGGCAAGCCCUCCAUCACUGUUGACAAGGAUGACGAGCCAAAGAACUUCAACGAGGCCAAGACCCGCACCGUGCGCUCUGCUUUCAAGACGAACGGAACCGUCCACCACCCGCCAACGCCUUCGCCGCUUGUCCGAUGGUGCUGCUGCCAUUCGUACUCGCCUCCGAGGGCUGCACGUCAAGGCGCACAACCAUAAAGCCCCAUUGGGCAAGAUUCUUGAGUUGGGGUGAUGCUGAAGCAGAACCCAUCCAAAGGUUCACCACCGCACCCAGCCCUUGCUAUGCCCCAAGGCUCUCAAGCACGCCCAAGGUCGAGCUGUCCGCUGUCGAUGCUUUCGAGAUCAACGAGGCUUUCAGCGUUGUCGCCCUUGCCAACAUGAAGAUCCUCAAACAUCAGUGAGGACAAGGUCAACCUCCACGGUGGUGCCGUUGCGCUCGGUCACGCGCUUGGUGCUUCCGGCGCCAGGAUCACCACUACUCUUCUCGGCGUGCUGAAGGAGAAGAAGGGCAAGAUCGGAUGCGCUGGAAUCUGCAACGGAGGUGGAGGUGCUUCUGCUAUUGUCAUUGAGUCGUUGCAGUAAACAAAAUCUCGAUGAGACUAAAACACCACGAUAGUACUUGAACAAAUAAUAUAAUGAUACCAAGA